Callorhinchus milii (elephant shark) is the source of this 1332-nucleotide messenger RNA. RefSeq names its product 3 beta-hydroxysteroid dehydrogenase/Delta 5-->4-isomerase-like. Gene Ontology annotation, molecular function: 3-beta-hydroxy-Delta5-steroid dehydrogenase (NAD+) activity. NCBI's taxonomy places the organism in Eukaryota, Metazoa, Chordata, Chondrichthyes, Chimaeriformes, Callorhinchidae. Gene Ontology annotation, biological process: steroid biosynthetic process. The record is from RefSeq and is a predicted model, not a curated record.
AUGUUUGGCGGCAGCUCUCCGAGUCACUGCUCAAAGAUCUCCGUUGCCACCGCCGCACAUCCAGAGCCCAUGGAGGGACCCACAGCGCCCACGAACCAGGGCCCUCUGCAGGGAGAGCCGGGCCCCGUGCCACCCCCGCACGUGUACGUGGUGACGGGCGGAGCGGGCUUCCUGGGCGGGUUCUUGACCGCUCAGCUGCUGGAGCUCGGGGAGGAGGUCGCUGAAGUUCGACUCGUAGACUGCGCCUUCAAGGCGAUGAGAUUUUGUCCUAUCCAGAUAUUCCUGCUGCCCAACAAAUACCAGGAGAAUAUUUCACACUUUUUCCGACAAGUUCAUGGUUUUCUGCUGUGUCAGGCCGUGCGAGGCAAGAUCCGCGUGAUCCAGGGCGACAUCCGCGAUGAGCGUGCGAUGCGUGCAGCGUGUCGUGGCGCCCAUGUCCUCCUGCACACGGCCUCACUCAUCGACGUGUGGGACCGCAACAGCGAGACCGAGAUCUUCUCCGUGAACCAGCACGGCACGCAUGUGCUACUGGAGGCCUGCGUGCACGAGGGAGUGAGCGUCGCCAUCUACACCAGCUCCGUCGAGGUGGCCGGGCCCAACGGGCAGGGUGACCCCAUCGUCAACGGCGACGAGGAGACCCCUUACAAGCACAACCUCUGUUUCACCUACAGCCGUAGCAAGGCAGAGGCCGAACGUCUCACGCUAUCCUACGACGGCGCGGCUCCGGGCGGCGGCACCUUGACGACGUGCGCACUGCGCCCCAUGUACAUCUACGGCGAGCGCUGCCGCUUCUUGCGCUUGCACAUAACCAACGGCCUCAUCAACGGGCGCGUGCUGCUGCGCGGGUCGCGCGCCAGUGCCCUCGUGAAUCCCGUCUACGUGGGCAACGUGGCGCACGCGCACGUGCUGGCGGCACGCCUGGCACUGACGGGCGGCACCGAGGCGGAGCGACGUCGCCCCGGCGGGCGCGUCUACUACGUGUCGGACGACACGCCGCCCGUCAGCUACUCGGACUUCAACUACACGGUGGCGCGCGACCUUGGCUUCGACAUUCAGAAGCGGCUGCCGAUGCCGUUCGUCGCCCUAUACGCCAUGGCGGCCCUGCUGGAGCUGCUCCGCUUCUUGUUGCGACCGUUCUACAAGGUCGUUCCGUCAAUCAACCGUCAGCUCGUGGUCAUGGUCAACACGCACUUCACGUUCAGGCACGAGCGCGCGCGGCGCGAGCUGGGAUACGAGCGCUUCUCGUGGGAGGAGGCGCACGCCCGCACCAGCGAGUGGCUCGCCAAGGAGGUGCCCUUGAUCGAGGCUGAGCUGAAACAAAGCAAGAAAUAA